GGACAUCCCGUAGCAUGUUGCAACCGCGGGGAAAAACGAAGAGUCAAAAGUCGAUGAAAACAAAACCCAAGAAGCGAUUGAAAGGAAGGAAGGCUUCUCGACGGGAAGACGUUGUGUUUGAUCCUGGUGGUUUACCGCCUUGCGUUAGUGGUGCCGUCAGAGCCUUUCUUUCAGUGUCUGUAGAACGUAUAGUUUGGACUGCGGACGUGGACGCCCCCACACGAGUGAGAUUGAAAUGGUGGGGUCAGCAAAAUGGAGGGAACGUGUUCAGGCCUGAUGUUGUCCGUCUUCCUCACACAUCAUCAGUCGAUGAUGUUAUUGACAAUGGUGCUGACCUGCAACCUAGCAUAGCAACCUACCGUAUCAGAUCGGCAAUGCAGCAAUUUACUGCUUACUUGAGAGAUAUCCUUACACCCAAUAGGCAGCAGGAACACCAAGUAAACAAUGCAAACAAGGAUACAUCAAACUAUACGAAGUCACUCAUUUUUCCUUUACUUAUUUUACAUAUGGGACCACUCUCAUUUGACUUUCUUGGUCGCAAAUUGAAGACGAUGUUUGCAAAGGCUGUUGUGUCUGAUGUUGUCCAACUUGCACAUCUGAGUCGCUAUCCGAUUACAUCUCUUGACGGUUCGAGUCAAUUUGGAGUAAUAGAUAUUUCGUUUUCUUUGAAAGAUUGCUCUGCUGUUGAGACUGGUCAAUAUGGUCUGGAUGAGGUGGUCGUUAGAGAACCUCCUGUAACACAGUCACUUGAUCAUAUAAAUUCUGUGAUAACUACUGCUGUUAGUGGGACAACUGCCACUCCUCCAACGUACUUAAAUAGACCACCAAAGAGUGUUGUUUUGGAUGUCACCAAUGAACCAGAACGUCUGAAUACGACAAGCCAACAACCAUUAGACCAACAACAAUCACAAGAUUUAGUAGAACGUGGCAAUGCAAACGAUUCUAAUGAUCUUUUGUCUUUUUUGAUUGAACGAGGUCAGCAUCUUAGAGAUGAUAUGAUUCUUUUCAAUGUGAGCCAUGCUCGUACAACACAGAAACACUUUGAAAACACAGAAUCAGUCAGUCUUUUACCCAAAGUUAAUUUUGAUGCAAGCGCUCUGCUAUCUGUCGACAGCACGGUGGUUUCUAAUGUUGAAAUGGAGAUGGCUGGGAGAGACAUUCAACAGAGAAGGGAGUGGUCUCAUUUGGAGAACAUUGCAUUGGAGAUGGCCGGUGAUGAGUAUGUGUUGUCCGAUGAAAGCAAUGAGCUGGGAACGAGAGCUGUGAGUGAUCAUGAUGAUCCCCUACAUGAUGAGUCAUUGCUGGAAGAUCUUUUUUAUCCGGCUACUAAGAAAAAGCCUUACUCAGUAGCCGACAUCAUCUCUGAUGAUAGCAGUGAUUCUCAAUUGUCAGAACAUGAACAGGUUGAGCUAGAAGACAACGUUGCACAGACAACAUGUCCUGAAAUUAUAUCAACUCAACCAGUUGAACUUCCUCUUCAUAUUGAUGAGACAAAAGACUCGCCAGAGACAGCUAUUGACGUCAAACUUUCAGAACAACAAAUAGAGAAGAGUGCUUCCAGAAUGCCCGAACUCCAGGGCUCUGGAACACUUGGGUCAGGGACGUCAUUGACCGAGAUAUUGGAUGCUGAAUUGCUUACGUUGUUAGGACGUGUAGAUAUUGCUAAGGUGAAAAUAAGCUGCCUUACACUUCGAAGACUCGAGGAAGAGAGAAGGACCCAACAGAAAGCAAAACCAAGGAAUUUCUAUAUUGAGUACAAGUUUCCUGUUGCUGCACCCUCACAGGAUAAGUCUUUGUCAAAAGCAACAGAAGUCGUGCGAAUGGUUUCUCGCCACGUCAAUGACGAUAGUAAAGAUUAUGUUGCAACAUUCAAUAAUCACUCAGUAUUUCCUGUUUUGUUCAACACUGCAACUAUCAAUCAUUGGCUACAACUCACUGUUGUAUUCACAGUGUAUGGUCAGUCUACAGAAGGAAGAAGGCCUGAAAGAGUUGGUUUGGCACUUUUCACGCUAAAAGAUCUGCUCACUUCAGAGAGGUUUACCAUCAACUGUCAACUACCUGUACUGAAAUGCUAUCCUGGUGACACUGCAACAAGUACUAAAGAUGAAAAGAGGACUGUUAUUGGGCGUCUAGAGUUGACACUUGAACUUGCAUCCUGUAACAAACGAUGGCAGAUGGCUAACAGAACAAUGUGGGAGACUCGUCUGGCAUCUAAAGCAAUUGCCAUCCAGCAAGACCAACUUGCCAGACAUGGAAAUGGCAGCAAGAAAACCUCCGUUGCCGCUAGAGUGGAAAAUUCUGCUUGUUUAACAGAUGACAGCGGAGCUCUUGGCAGUGCAGAGUCUAGUGGUGAUGAGACAUCAGCACCAGUUAAUUUACUUUUACUAAUUGGCAAAACGAAGUUUGCGAGACAAGUGUCAUCAAUUGCUCUUGCUGUCAACCCAUUUUUGUUGUGUCGAUCAAGUCUUUGGAAAGGGCCAGUUAAGUCAAGAGUGUCAUGGAACAACAAUAGUCCACACUUCUCAUUCAGACAUGGACAUCCUGCAAUCCUGAAUCGACACUUUGUUUACGCUCUUCGAAACGGCAUCAUUGUAGUAGAAAUGUGGUCAAGACAUGGCACUGAAAAGGAUGAAUUACUGGGCUUGUUGAAGCUUUCACUGAAUCACUUCUAUGCUUCAUAUCAUGAUCCCCAAGUAGCAAAGGCAUUUCUUAGAGCAAAGUAUCCGGUCAUUGGUAUUGAUGGUUGGUGUCCAGUCAUAAAUCCUGUAACUGGUCAGCAGUGUUGUAUGUUGGACAUUCUUCUCUCGAUUGGAUCAUAUGAGCAGCUUCAUCGUUUGGAGCAACAGCGAUGCACACAAACAGAAACUUCGUCUGAAGAAGACCGACAAGUUUCUGCUAUUGUCAAUACUGAAUCUGUUGACACUGACGAGGGCUACAAGUAUGUGGAACAUCAUAUUACUUUUGCAAUAGACAGUCUCUCAUAUGCAACGUCCAGCUCUGUCUAUGGAGAAACCGACUGCUAUGUGCAGUACAAUUUUCCUAAAGAUGUACAGUCAGAAGAUCUAGAAGUGAGGUUUCAGUCACAUCGCUCUUCAACAUUGCUAUCAACACCGGAAAUGAAAAUUGAUGCCAAUUUUCAACACAAAUUUGUGUUGCCUGGUGAUAAAACGUUGCAGCAGUUUCUACAAAAAGCAUUUGUAACUUCACCGAUCACUGCUACUGAUGGUAAUAUCGUGUUUGAAGUCUGGAGGAGGCACUAUGUUCCCAAUGUAAGAGAUCAGCUUGUGGCAAAGGCUAAUCUGCCACUUGUAAAGCUGCUCUCUAUAAUAACCAUGCACAAAGCCGAUGCUAGAACAAGUAAUCAGCAUUUCAUACUGCCUUUAUUGAUGGUAGCAAGGUCCACUAAUACAGAGGCAAGCGAUGUUAAGGCAUCUGGAACUCUCACUUUGUCUGUUUCCUAUGCACACUCUUUAGUCAGAGAUCAGAUGAUUGCAACAAGGAGAACUACUCACUCGCGUUCUGUACACAUUCUUGUCAGUAUUUUACGAGCCACUGGUCUUAAGUCAGCUGCUGUGACUGCGUCACAAGCUAGUGACAACUCUGAGCUGUCAUUUGGUGCAGGGUUGAACACGUAUGUCACCUGUUUUCUGUUGCAACAAGAAAAGCGAACGUCAACAGUUAUUGCAAAAAGUUUUCAUCCCGAGUUCUCUUACCACAUGGAGUAUUCACUCCCAUUCUACAUGGAGCCUUCUAGGUCGUGGCCAAUUGAAAAUGCUCCAUCACUUGCUGAACAGUUGAUUGAUGGAGUUGCUAUAUUUGAGGUUUACCAUCGGCCACUUUCGUCAUUAGUGACUCGUGCUCCUCCUGGUGGCUCUUCACAUGUGCCUGAUGUGUUGAUUGGCACAGUUAAAGUGGGACUUCUAGGCCUUUUGUUAUGUCCUUCUGGCAUCGAGAGGUACUUUCCUAUUGUAUUCCGGCGUAGACGUAAGCCAACAAGCCAACAGGCAGACAUUGAUUUAUCGACUGUGGUUGGUGGCAUGGAAGUGUCUCUUAGUUUUGCUAAUAUAUCAGAUAGAGAGACCCUUCUAGACGUUCUUGGGUCUGUUAUUAAAGGAGAUCCAUUCUUGUCUGUAUUAUAUAACCUCAGUGCUGCAAGCACUGUAUUUUUGCAGCAAGAUGAGGACGUUGCUGAGAACCAUGUUGUGGUGGAAGUAAAGCAUCUCCAGAUUCCAUUGUUUCUUCUUCCAUCCCACUUUAUUGGAGAUGUGGAUAUGUGGAUUCAGUUCAGUAUUGAUGGUCAAGUUGACAGGAUUCAGCUUGAAAAAAUGACUGUAGAUGGUAGCAAGGAUUUGCUGACUUGGAAUAUUGCUUGCGGACGAAAGUUGACAUUUAGAAAUUUUUCUGCUUGGCAGAGGUUUGUUACAAGAGGACAUCUGGAUCUUCAUGUUAGAUGUCGUCUUAGUGAUAGACAUGACUCAAAUGAAAGACACAUAGGAACAGCAUUUGUUAGUCUAUCUGAUCUUGUCAGGCAUGGUACUGUCAGCGGAGAAUUAGCACUGUUCAAAGCUGGAGCAGACAAUCUAUAUAAUGCCGGAAUGAUGGUUGAGAUCAGUUGGGAAAAAGGAUCAUCGCUGACAUCUGAAGAAGCAGAUAGCAUUGUAUCAGACUCUGUCAAGACAUCAGAAGAUUUGUCUUUGUCACGUCAUCCUAAUCUGGGUUUGCAGUCACAAGAAUUGAAACCACUGCUUUCAGCAGUAGCAGUUGGACAAUCUGAAGAAAUGGCUGUUAUUGAGAACAACAAUGGAAUCUAUGGAGGAGAGCGCAUGGCUUCUUUUGUUGAUGAGCAGUCUUUCACUGCAUUACUGGAGAUCAAAAAUGCAUUGCAUGUUGAUACAUCUUGGUUGUGUGGAGCUCAACGAGUUUGUGUGCAUUGCCGUGUUAGUAGAGAUGUGACUGUAACUACAAUUGGCGUACCUAUACAACAGCACAUGACUUGGGAACAGAAAUUCAAUGUGCCGGUUCCUCUAACUUUGAUAGCACCACGAGGAGAUCCACUCUUGCUGCAGGUUCAAGUGCUCUCGGAAGAGACCAGAACUGGUCUUGGUGAAUUGCUUGGAACUGUUAACAUCGAUUUAACGCCAAUUGGUUGUGGCAUGCCUGGUGUCUGUGGAUGGUAUAAUAUUGUUGAUAAAGCUGGCUGUUGUCUAGGCCAACUUCAGGUCAAUGUGGAGGCUUUGUCUCAUGCAAAGAACAUUGUCUCAAGUAGACAGGGAGAUUUUCUUACAUCACAAAGUUUGUGUGGCAUAGACGGACAGAGACAAGACACCAACAAUGAGUCUGACUACAUAGGACGGUUAUGGACUGAACUGAGAGAUCAGAUGGCUGAGCUAGAUGAAUUGCAAAGGCAACUGCUGGGAAAGAUACAUAGCACUCAUCAGGACAAUGUGGUAGUGGAUUGUGAGUCAUCUGUGGAGUCUACUGGCUCUAAUGUGCUCAGUCUUAAUAAGCCUGCUAGUGAAAUGACCAUUCCAGUUAGUUUUGUUGACUCCAAAUCUCUUGACAGUCACCAAAAUGUUGUUGUAUUGGACAAUGUCAGAGAAGGCACUGAACAUGUCUCUCCACUUGAAACCGUGCAAUUUGUUGCAAACAGUACAUCAACAGUCACAGAACAAACAAGAGAACAUUCUGUGUUUAGUGAUACUUCAUCUAUCCACAGCAGUCUUAGUGCUAGUGAUGUGGAUCAGGAAAAUGAUUUGACUCUUGUGACAAGCAUGGAGGUACCAGUGUCUGAACCGACUUCUGUUCGAUAUGCUAUAGCUGCAACAGACACCAUGACUGAGGUAGAUGCAGCACCAGGUCUAGCAUCAUCACCAGCAAAUGUAGACAACAAUGAAGACAGUGUCAGACCUCUUUGCUCUGUAGCUGAACAUGAAACAACGUUUGAUGAACUUGUCAAUACAGGGCCUGUCUGUAAUGCAGUUGCCAAUAUGCCAAAUACUCGUGUUUCUGAAAGUGUAAAGUUGUAUGUGGAUCCUUCUCAUGUUGUCACAGACUGUGAAGAUUCAAUUCUAAAGACUGGACAGGAAGAGCUGGAACCAGAAGUUGUUACUGCUUCUAAUUAUAGCAGUAGUAGUUCUGAGUCUGAAGUGGAGGCACAUUUACAGGAAGCUCAGCCUGUUGAGGAGUAUGAGCAGAACCUUGACCAAGAGAACCUUGACCAAGGAGUAGUAGAGGCAAUAGAUCAUGCUCAAAACGACAGUGAAAAUGAAACAGAUCAUGAGAAUGGGAUUCUUGAGCAUCAGUUUCCAGAACAUACUGAUCAAAGAACUACACUUACACAACCCAAUAAUUCCAAAUUAUCAGAGUGUGGGAGUAAACCAAGACUGGAUGUCUCUGCGCAGCGAAUUUCUUCGAACAUUCCUUUGUUUUUUAUGCCUGUCAGCCAGUUAGAACAGUCUAUGCGAGAAGUGAAAUCUCAGAUCAAUCAACUUCAAACAGAGUUGCCACGUCAACAAGAAGAACGUGCUUCACAUCGACACCAGAUGUUUGGGACAGGAUCUCUGGCCAAGUUCUAA
This is a messenger RNA of Corticium candelabrum, 6575 nucleotides long. Its product is annotated as C2 domain-containing protein 3-like. The transcript is spliced from 36 exons. Bases 15 to 6575 code for a protein of 2186 amino acids. Gene Ontology annotation, cellular component: centriolar satellite; centriole. The record is from RefSeq and is a predicted model, not a curated record. Gene Ontology annotation, biological process: cilium assembly; centriole elongation. NCBI's taxonomy places the organism in Eukaryota, Metazoa, Porifera, Homoscleromorpha, Homosclerophorida, Plakinidae.